Messenger RNA from Scomber scombrus (Atlantic mackerel), 1868 nucleotides. RefSeq names its product protein Tob1-like. Bases 750 to 1772 code for a protein of 340 amino acids. Lineage: Eukaryota; Metazoa; Chordata; Actinopteri; Scombriformes; Scombridae. Gene Ontology annotation, biological process: regulation of gene expression. The transcript has 3 exons. Gene Ontology annotation, cellular component: cytoplasm; nucleus. Gene Ontology annotation, molecular function: transcription corepressor activity. The record is from RefSeq and is a predicted model, not a curated record.
AUCUCCUCUCAGGCAAUAUACAUUCAUCAUAAGCUGCAGUUUUUCGUGACAGCUCACGAAAAGCUGCUCUUAUAGCUAUGAACAUUUUAUGAAAAAGGAAUCAUAUGUCUCGGAUCGACAGCGCAGAUCAGCCAAUGAGAGCACGACUCAGGAACCAGUGCGAGGGCGGGACUAGGACUUUAGUCCAUUCACAGCCGCUUGCAUUGUUUUGACCUCUGAAACCGCAUCACCGCCUACCUCGUGCCCAUGGCGGAGGAAAGCUAUAAAUAAAAGCAACACUGUAACAGGAGGGGGACGAAGUUGCAAAACUCCCGAGUAGGAGGGAGCUACACUGCAAGCCUGCUGAAAGACAAAAACGCAAAAUAACCUUAAAAACAGAAACCGAAGCAAACGCCGAUCCUCCGAAAUCUUCAUGUACUGGAAUACCUUUUUGUAAUGUUCAUAAUAUAUUCUAUGUGAAGAAAGUAUUUAUACUUUUUUUCUAUUUGCACUAACUAACGGUACUUCAGAACUACUGAGAAUCCUUUUUUUUGUUACAAAAAAGAAAUAAAUACCAUACCCUGUGGAAGGACAACUUCUACGAAACCAGCACUUUUGCUUUUGAACCUGUUUGAUCCAAGUUCCGGUUGCUUUUGCCAUCCUGCCUGGAGAGCGUCUGUGUCGCCAACCACGGAUAAACAAAGCAGACCUAGUAGACACAUUCAGACACACCUAAUCUUCACGUACCUAUCAAACGUCAGCAGUCAGCUAUGCAGCUUGAAAUCCAAGUAGCUCUCAACUUCAUCAUCUCGUACCUGUAUAAUAAGCUGCCUAGGAGACGGGUCAACAUCUUCGGCGAGGAGCUCGAGCGACAGCUGAAGCAGAAAUAUGAGGGACACUGGUACCCAGAAAAGCCAUACAAGGGCUCAGGAUUCAGAUGCAUCCACGUGGGGGAGAAAGUGGACCCUGUUGUGGAGAAGGCAGCCAAAGAGAGUGGGCUGGACAUUGAGGAUGUCCGCAACAACCUGCCCCAGGACCUCAGCGUGUGGAUUGACCCCUUUGAGGUGUCCUACCAGAUUGGGGAGAAGGGUCCCGUCAAAGUAUUGUAUGUUGACGACAGCAAUGAAAGUGGAGCUAAUAGUGGGGGGAUUGAUCUGGACAAGGAGAUCAAGAACAGUUUCAAUCCCGACGCACAGGUCUUCAUGCCCAUCAAUGAGCCUGUGAAUGGCACCUCUCCAGGCUCCAGCUCACCCUCUCCUCCUUUCGGCCACUCAGCAGCCGUCAGCCCCAGCUUUAUGCCCCGCUCCACGCAGCCUUUAACUUUCACAACCGCCACCUUUGCCGCCACCAAGUUUGGUUCCACUAAGAUGAAGAGCAGUGGGCGCAACAACAAUGGCAGCAGUAGUGCUGGGAACAAGGUUGCACGUACCUCUCCCACCAACCUGGGCCUGAAUGUGAACAGUCUCCUGAAACAGAAAGCCAUCUCCACCUCCAUGCACUCUCUGUACGGGUUGGGCAUUGGAACACAGCAGCAGCAGCACCAGAAGCCCUCAGCCCUGUCCCCUAAUGCCAAGGAGUUUGUGUUCCCCAGCCUGCAGGGCCAGGGCAGCCAGAGUGCUCUCUUCCCCGGGGACAGCUCGCUAAGCCUCAGCCCGCUGCAGUACAGCAAUGCCUUCGACAUGUUUGCGGCCUAUGGUGGCCUUAACGACAAGUCCCUUAUGGAUGGCUUGAAUUUCAGCUUGAACAACAUGCAGUAUUCUAACCAGCAAUUCCAGCCAGUUAUGGCUAACUAGUACAUGUAAAGGUACUACUUAAGCUACUACUUCACACAGAAACGACCAGAGAUAAUGUGAUGGGGGGAAACAAACACAAAUGCACAUUUCGGAAAA